AUGUCGACUGUCGCAGACGAUCUCCUCAACGAUUUUGGGAGCUCAGGCGAUGAGGCCGAAGAAGAACUCAACGAUGGCCUCAUCAAGGAUGAAGAGGCAACCAGCAACCGUGACGCCAUGCAGUUAGAUGGCGACGCGGAGACGAGGGACGAUGAAGAUUCGGAUGAGGGAAUGAACGACAGAGAAGACUCCGAAGCAACAAAAGUAAAGGUCGAGAAGAUGCAGCUUGGAGGAGUAAAGGAUGUUAGAAGCGUUGCCAACCUCAUGCAAACGCUUGAACCAGUUCUCGAGGUUAGUACUGCCCCCUUCAAACCGAGCCGCAUCAACGGUCGCAUCUUGAUGGACGAUUCGUUUACAUCUGUUCUUUUGACGGAUAGCCCUGACGUAUUGCCUCGGACGCUACAGAGAAUCGCACAUUACCGAUCGCAAGCCGCGACGCAGAAUACCAACGUCGGAAACAUCGAAGAUCAUCCCGAGUAUCAUCUUCUGACGCAGUCCAACAGCCUUUCGACCCAGAUCGAUGGCGAGGUUGUCCUCGUUCAUAAGUUCAUUCGCGACCACUACUCGACGAGGUUUCCCGAGCUCGAGCGACUUGUCACGACGCCAAUCGAAUAUGCCAAGGUCGUUGCCAUCAUCGGAAAUGGUCCGUUGGAUUCGGAGAGUAUCAAGGCCCUGCAGACUUCGACUGACAACCCGCUUGGAAUAACACUCAAGUCCGUCCUUGAUGGGCCGUCACUCAUGAUAGUGACGGUGGAGGCCACCACAUCAAAGGGCCACGAGAUGACACCCGAAGAGCUUGAGCGCGUUUACAAGGCAUGCGAUAUGGUUAUUGCCCUCAACAAGGCCAAGCAGACUCUCGCCGAGUACGUGCAGUCGCGCAUGAACAUUUUUGCGCCAAACCUGACAGCCCUUGUUGGUUCUCUUACGGCCGCCCAACUCCUCAACGCGGCAGGGGGCCUGACAGGUCUCUCCAAGACGCCUGCUUGCAACAUCGCCUCUUGGGGAUCCAAGAAGAAGCACUCGGGGCUUGCUACGAACAUAGGUGUUCGGCAGCAGGGCUACCUUUACAACUCGGAGAUGAUCCGAGGCAUUCCCACCGACUUGAAAAAACAAGCCUUGAGAAUCGUGUCGGCCAAGCUAGUUCUGGCUGCCCGGGUUGAUCGUACACACUCCAGUCCUGAUGGAUCCACAGGAGAGGAGCUCAAGUCAGCAUGUCUUGAGCGUCUUGAGAAACUGACAGAGCCACCUCCCAACAAAGGACAGCGUGCGCUCCCUGUGCCAGACGAUAAGCCAUCCCGCAAGCGAGGUGGACGACGCGCUCGCAAGGCUAAGGAGGCUCUCGCUAUGACUGAUCUUCGCAAGCAGCAAAACCGUAUGGCAUUUGGCAAAGAGGAGAGGGAGGUUGGAUACGGCACUGGCGAGUCGACUGUUGGUAUGGGAAUGAUUGGUCAGUCGAACGACGGCCGCAUUCGCAGUACGCAGAUCGACCAGCGCACACGCGCAAAGCUCAGUGCCAAAAGCAAGGGCUGGGGCGGAAACAGCACCGUGGGUGGUGCUGCGUCGUCUAUCGGUGGUUUUGGCCAAGCAUCGAACAUUGAUCUACGAGGGCGCGGCUUACGAGCCUCGGGAGUUGGCAGCACCAUCGGUUCAGCAACCGGCACAGCAUCGUCUUUGUCAUUCACGCCCGUCCAAGGUCUGGAGCUUGUUGACCCCAAGAUGCAGGCAGAGCUCAGCAAGAAGCGCAAGGCCGAGGAGGACCGCUGGUUCAAGGGCGGCAGCUUCACACAGGUCGGAGGGUCGUCGAGUGGAAGCGUUUUCAAGGUGCCGGCGCUCCCAGCAGCCAAACGCGUCGAUACAGGGUCAACCAAAACGGGUGCAUCAGCAUCAAAAUAA
This is a messenger RNA of Fusarium fujikuroi IMI 58289, 1893 nucleotides long. Its product is annotated as related to U4/U6 snRNP-associated 61 kDa protein. Gene Ontology annotation, biological process: spliceosomal tri-snRNP complex assembly; mRNA splicing, via spliceosome. Bases 1 to 1893 code for a protein of 630 amino acids. NCBI's taxonomy places the organism in Eukaryota, Fungi, Ascomycota, Sordariomycetes, Hypocreales, Nectriaceae. Gene Ontology annotation, cellular component: U4/U6 x U5 tri-snRNP complex; precatalytic spliceosome; U4 snRNP. The record is from RefSeq and is a predicted model, not a curated record. The transcript has a single exon.